ACUUCCGGUUAAAGAACUACAAGACUAACGAACUACAAAUCCCGUGAAGCGCCGUUCACUUGCACACUGUUCUAGAAACGCGUCUUAAAAUUUACGCUCUUGCAACUUCUCAUGCCAGUUGUCUUCAGAGACCUUUCCACAUUUUUAAGCAAAUUGGCUUUCCGCUUUUGGGGAGCGUGUUAAAGAUUCUUCCGCUUCUGUUCACACUGCAUGACUGCAGUUCCUAUUCAGUUCUGAUGUUUCCAGCUCAUCUUCAGCUGGAGGAUGAUGCAGAGCACCAGGUCAGGAAGCAGCGAGCUGGAGUUCAUCACAUUCUCCCCCCUUGCUCCUUUUAGUAACUCUGAUUUGGGCACAAUUAGUGGGCCAACUAGAGACUUGUGUCAUCUGACAGGUGGAUCUAUGCCAAAUACCUGGGAUAGAAGAUGCAUGAGGAAACAGAGGAGAAGGACAGAUGAUGAAAGCUGCAGUCCUAAACGGCGAAAGCUGAUGGUAGAGGAAGGAGCAGAUGAGUAUCCAAGUCCUAAAGUGAGCCAAAGAUGGUCUGUGGACUCUUCCACCACUUCCCCUUCUAAGACCAGCCCAGUUCAACUGCAAACUGAACCCAGGACAGAGGAGAUGGGUCUGCCCUUCACAUCCACUCCCUCUCCACUACCCAGAGUUCCCACAGAGGGCUCAAGCAUGGAGGUAGAGGCCACUCAGAGGAGACUGCAGGAGAUAGAAGACAGGAUAACUUUAGAGGAUGAUAGCGAUGAAGAAGAGCUUGAUGUGGAACCAGCUCAGCGCAGACCAGUGCUGGUGAUGUCUGACAGCUUAAGAGAGGGGCUGCAGCGUGGGAUUGGUGACAUUCUACCCCAUACGGUAGCACAGUCAGUGAGCUGCUCUUGUAUGGAAUUGGUGUUGUGGCGCCCCCCAGAGGACCCUCUCACCCAGAAGCUGAAGGACUCUUUACAGAAACAGCAGCGCAAGCAGUUGGCAGUGAGCAGACAGACUCCCACCCCUAUACCGCCUAUCAGCAACCCCCCACCCCAGCCUCAGUUCACAGCACCCAACGAGCAGACUUUCAGCCCCCUGUUCAGCAGCCCUGCGCUUCUCAACUCUGGAGAGGAAGACAUGGAGUUAUAAAGGGAAAUCUUUAAGUACUUUACCUAAACUCUUUGCAUCCUGUGUGUGGGGAAAAAAGCUUUGAAUUUUAUCAGUGCAAAUGAGGAAUUACCAUAGGUGGAGAGCAUGAUGACAAAUGCUCACUUGAGAUUUCUGUUGUGCCAAGUAUUCUUUAUUUCAACCUGCGCUUUUUUUGUAGGUGGGACCAUAUUUGCACUAGUUUAAAUGGGAAGUAUCCUAUGUGAAAGUGGUCAGUGAUUUUAUUUUUUUUUCCCUGCGGUACAUUGGUUGAAUGUGCAGUGGCAAUUUCAUACUCACUCUGUUUGCUGUUGAUAGCUGUGAAUAUUCAAACACAUUACUGGUUAACAAUGCAAAAAUCUUUUAGUUUUGUCUAUAUGCAGUUAGUAUUAUUUCAGUGUAAUAAUAUACUGUGUACAAAUCUCCAGAGCGCUUGAUUUGUUACAAUCUGCCACAUUAUUUACGUGUAAUAUUUGCUUUUUUUGCAGGCAUUCAACUGGUCAAAAUCUGAGACUCCUUUUAUUCUGUUCUUCAUGGUGUCAUAUUUUGAUUUUUUUUUUUAAAUGAUGUUGUAGUUAUGGACUACGAAGUGAUGAUUGAUGAAUUUGAUGAAAGGAAUGAAUCACCAUGUGCUCUUGAACUGGACAGACAGAGACAGCAGCACUAAUCAUUAAUCUAGCCGGUUAAACUAUCUCCGCAACAGAAAAAUAAUUGUUGGAGGAGAUGCAUGGCCAUACAAAUUGAAAUCGAUUGAUUUCAGUCGUUCAUAUUACCUGGCUCUGUUUCUCUAGCUGAAGAACAAAUAGCACUUAUUAGCCUGGCUGUAAUUUUUAAACAGUAAAAUAAGCUGCAAAUCCAUUUUGCCUGAGGUUUAAACAUUGGCUUAAAUAAUUGUUUAAACUUUUUGUUUGACCUUUUUGCAAUUUAUACAUUUUGCCAAAUGUCAAAAUAUAAAAUUGGUAAAUACUGACUAUCACACUAUGAAAAAGGCAGACUUGUUUUUGAAUAAAAUCAGUUUGGCAUUAUA
This is a messenger RNA of Labeo rohita (rohu), 2146 nucleotides long. RefSeq names its product coiled-coil domain containing 117 (gene ccdc117). The transcript is spliced from 6 exons. The coding region runs from base 265 to 1122 and encodes 285 amino acids. Lineage: Eukaryota; Metazoa; Chordata; Actinopteri; Cypriniformes; Cyprinidae. The record is from RefSeq and is a predicted model, not a curated record.